Messenger RNA from Rotaria sp. Silwood2, 468 nucleotides. The record is from the annotation of a GenBank genome assembly. NCBI's taxonomy places the organism in Eukaryota, Metazoa, Rotifera, Eurotatoria, Philodinida, Philodinidae.
AUGGCAUCGUCCUCAAACAAGUACACGUUUCGGGCAUUUAUGGCGCUCAGUUUCAAUGGACAUGGUUUGAAAACUCUUGAAACAUUGGUUCGUAUACUUCGUUCAUUGCAUGGUUCGGAUGGGCUUUAUUGGCAAACUGUCUAUCAUUAUCAUGUCACAUUGAAAUUCUUGGGCAAUAUUGAUACAUUUCUCUUGAAAAGAAUAACGAAACAAAUGAAAAUUUGGGCUCAUGCCUCAGCACCAUUUCAACUAUCACUAAACACUAUAACUGGUUUUCCAACACCCCAUAAAACAAGAUGCAUCGUGGCUACGUUAAAUGAUUCUGAUGUUCGUCUCAAAAGACUUGUUGAUCAAAUAGCUGGAUAUUUUGCAAUGUUUGACUUUGCUAUUGAUGGUAGACCCUUUAUUCCUCAUGUUACAUUAGCUAGAGCUUUUUUCGCUGAUCAUUUUGGUAAAAAAACUUUUUAA